AUGUUCUCAAUUAAAAAAAUAAUUGAUAAAAUCCCAAAGCAAUGGAGUUUAACUUUAAAUCCUAAUGAUCCUUGGGAGGAAUUGAAUCAAAAAAUGGAGGAAUCGGGAUUAAUAGAUAGAGAGAAUCCAGAAAAAUAUUCCAUCAUGAUAAAAAGUACAUCUUUAUUUGUAAGAAAUAUAUGGUCAACAGCAGAUCAAGAGGAGAUUAUUUUAGCAACCCAAUUUAUUCUAGUUUCAUCAAUUUUUGAUGAUCUUAUUGAUAGCCAUGAUGAAAUUUUUGGAAUCAAAUAUAUCAAUAGAUUUAUCAAUAUUUUUAAAUUGGAUAAAAUAGAAAAAGAUCCAACUCCACUUGAAAGAAUUGCUUUAAAUAUUUGCAAGAAUCUAGAAAAUAGAUUAGGAAAUCAACAUCCUUUAUUGAAUCUAUUCAAGAAUACUGUUAUCGAGUACUUAUUUUCUUUAUUACCUUUUAAAAAUAUGAAGAAAUUAAAAGGUGAUAUAGAUAUGAAUUUAUAUUAUAUGAUGAGAAGAAACAAUAUUGGUAUGAGACCUACAUUUUAUUUAAGUUCAAUAUUCUCAAUGAAAAGAUUAAACCCAGAAAUAGUUCUUGACCCUCUAUGGAGUGAAUUAAUAGAUCAAACAGGAAAUAUUGUCUCUCUAUUCAAUGACCUAUUCUCCUAUGAAAAGGAACUAAGAGCAAAUGAUGAAAGAAUGAAUUGUUUCCAUUUUAUACAAACCCAAAGAAGUUGGUCAGUAGAAGAAUGUCUAGAAUUCUUUGAAAAAGAAAUUGAUAAUUGUUUGGAGAAAUUUUUAAUAGAUGAAAACUUACUCAAACAAAAAUACUACUCUAUUCUCAAAACCCAAGAAGAUAUUGAUGAAUUCAAUCAAUUAGUUGAAAAGUUCCAUUAUAUGAUGUCAGCAAUUGUAACUUGGUAUUCACAAAAAUCAAAAAAAUAUAAAUCCGAAAACUCUAUAUUUGUUGAACUUAGAUACUAA
Molecule: messenger RNA, 993 nt
Organism: Heterostelium album PN500
Lineage: Eukaryota; Evosea; Eumycetozoa; Acytosteliales; Acytosteliaceae
Exons: 2
Coding region: 1-993 (330 amino acids)
Molecular function (GO): terpene synthase activity
Source: RefSeq, a predicted model, not a curated record